CCUUGCGCAGUCAAAGUCCUUCAGCGAGAAAAUUCAGAGCGAUGUCGCCACGACGAAUGCUGUCAAAUUUGGCUGGAUACAAGGAGUGCUGGUACGAUGCCUUCUCAACAUUUGGGGCGUCAUGCUCUUUCUUCGGCUGUCCUGGGUCGUGGGACAAGCCGGAAUCGGUCUUGCCAUUGCCAUCAUCCUGCUCGCAUCUGCAGUGACCAUGCUGACAACACUUUCCAUGUCAGCAAUUUGCACAAACGGAGAAGUCAGAGGAGGUGGGACGUACUACAUGAUAUCGCGGAGUCUUGGGCCGGAGUUCGGCGGCGCCAUUGGGUUGAUUUUCUCCUUAGCAAACGCCGUAGCCGUUGCCAUGUACGUCGUCGGUUUUGCAGAAACCGUGCAAGCCGUGAUGACGAGACAAGGCCAGCUGAUCGUGGAUGGUGACAUGAACGACAUCCGCAUCAUCAGUUGCGCCACGGUGGUCGUGCUUCUCUGCAUUGCACUCAUCGGCACCGAGUGGGAGUCCAAGGCGCAAAUCGUGCUUCUCCUGAUCCUGUUAGCGGCCAUGAUUGACUUCGUCGUUGGGUCAUUCUUCCCGCCCACCACAGACCUUAUGGCCAAAGGCUUUGUUGGCUACUCCGGUACUCUGUUCAUGGAAAACUUAAAGCCGGGGUUCAGGGACGGCGAGACUUUCUUCGACGUCUUCUCUAUUUUCUUCCCGGCGGCUACGGGUAUUCUGGCUGGUGCCAACAUCUCCGGAGAUCUAAAGGAUCCUCAAAAGGCGAUCCCCCGGGGCACUCUGUUGGCCAUCUUUAUCACAACCUUGUCGUACAUCGCAUUCGCCGUCAUAGCCGGCACCACAGUCCUGCGUGACGCCAACGGCUUCCCGUUCAACCUGACCGAAGCUGGAGUGAACUUCGCCGACAUCGCCAACUGCACCAUGUCCGAGGCCGACAAGUGCGAGUACGGACUGAUGAAUUACUUCCAGGUCAUGGAAAUGGUGUCCGCUUACGGUCCUCUGGUAAUCGCCGGUGUUUUCGCUGCCACGCUGUCCUCUGCGUUGGCCAGUCUGGUCAGCGCCCCCAAGGUCUUCCAGGCUCUGUGCAACGACAAGCUCUUCCCGUACAUCCACUGGUUCGGCAAGGGCUUCGGCAGGAACAAUGAACCAAGGAGGGGCUACAUGCUCGCCUUCGGCAUUUCCCUUGCCUGCUGUGCCAUUGGCGAGCUGAAUGCCAUCGCGCCCAUCAUCUCAAACUUCUUCCUUGCUGCCUACUGCCUCAUCAACUUCUCCUGCUUUCACGCCUCGUUCACAAGAAUGCCGGGGUUCCGGCCUGCGUUCCGCUACUACAACCUUUGGGUCAGCCUCGUGGGUGCCAUCCUUUGCUUGAGUGUAAUGUUCAUCACCAAUUGGCCCACGGCACUCGGAACAUUCGCUAUCAUACUCGGACUCUACAUCUUCAUCUACAACAGGAAGCCUGAUGUCAACUGGGGAUCGUCAACUCAAGCGCAGACGUACUUGGAUGCUCUGAACAGCGUCGUCAAGCUCAACAACGUCCGCGAUCACAUCAAGAAUUAUAGGCCUCAGAUCCUGGUGCUCACUGGCUAUCCCGCUGAUCGCCUGCCUCUCGUCGACUUCGCCUACUUGCUCACCAAGAAGCUUUCCCUCAUGGUUUGCGGAGACAUCCGCAAGCCACCAAUGUCGUACCGAUCGCGCAACGUCUUAACAUCCAAGGCGUACAGUUGCUUCGAGCAACGCAAGGUCAAGGCCUUCUACAGCGUCGUCGUGGACAGCAGCUUUUCCAAGGGAGUCCUCUCGCUAAUACAACUUGUCGGCGUUGGCAAGCUUCGACCCAACGUCGUUCUCAUGGGCUUCAAGGCUGACUGGCAGACGUGCCCAAAGCAGGAGCUCCAGGAGUAUUUCGACGCAAUUCAUCACUCGUUCGACUCGCACAUGGCACUGUGCAUACUGCGCCUUGCUGAAGGCAUCGACUUCUCCAAGUACUCAGCCGAGGAAAUGCCAACUGGUGGGACCGCAAGCUCGAACUCAGCGUCCGCGGUGCCCGCUGGUAUCGAAGGCAGCCUUAACCGGGGCGCCUCCUCGACUGACACCCUUCCCAGGCACGGCUCCAACUCGCAACUCUCGCAAGCGGGCAGCUCGUGCGACGAAGACGAGUCCUCGACGCCGCCGCAGACUCCCACCGAGGAGAGGGCGAACAGAGACUCCGGCCUGGGCACGUAUCGCAAGACCGAGUCUUCGCCAGCGGUCAGCCCCAAGGGUGAUGCCUCGACCGGCGCGAGGAACAACAAAAGCGCCGCGGUCGUCGGUCACGAAAGCGUGACGGUGUCGUUCCGUCGCGACUCGUCGGCGCCCACGGUGCUGCAGCGCUGGACGCGGCGCACCUCGUCCCAGGUCCUCGAGCGGAGCGUGCCUAAGAACGUGAUGCAGUCGGUGAACCAGUUCCAGCGCAAGCAGAAGAAAGGCUCCAUCGACGUCUGGUGGCUAUACGAUGAUGGAGGUUUGACGAUGCUUAUCCCGUACCUUUUGUCGACGAGGUCUCAGUUCUCCAGCUGCCACCUCAGGGUGUUCGCGCUCGCCAACAAAAAGCACGAGCUCGACAAGGAACAGCGCAACAUGGCUGCCCUUUUGAGCAAGUUUCGCAUAGAAUAUUCCGACGUGACCGUGAUUCCCGACAUCGUGAAACCACCGCAGGCGUCAACGAAGGAGGAAUUUUUCAAGAUCCUGAACCCGUGGAGGCGGUCGUCGAAGGAUGCCGAGUCCGACCAGACGCCAGCGCCGUUCGUGUCAGAAUCCGAGAUUAUGGCCGUCAAGGAAAAGACAAACAGACAUUUGCGGCUUCACGAGCUUCUGCGGCAGUACUCAACAGGUGCAUCGCUAAUAGUGAUGACCUUACCAAUGCCUCGAAAGGGAACCUGCACAGCGCCCAUGUACAUGGCGUGGCUGGAAAUGCUCACGAAGGACAUGCCUCCGUUCCUGCUCGUACGGGGGAACCAGACCAGCGUGCUCACAUUCUACUCGUAGAGAUCAAGCCUCAAACGCAUCGUUCCCACAAAAAGUUAUACGUAAUGGCGAAGAAGAAGGAAAAGAAAGCACAGCCCUUAUGGAGGGUGAAGAGCCUUAUAUGCCGCCUAUGGCGCGCCACGGUACACGGCCCGGUGCUGUGACGUCACAAAUCACAGUUUCCUUCCACUCGACUGCGCGCGCGAAUUCACCAUUUACUUUUUUCUUUCGCUUUUUUUUUCUUUUUAUUGUUUUCGGAAUUUGUAGUUCAGAUUUUGUAGAAUAGCAGCGUGUAAAAGGGAUGUAGUUUAUGCAGUGAAGAGAGGAAAGCUGUCGCCUCACGCUCAGUGCACGCUCAUCUGUAAAUAUCGUCAUACGCAGUGGAAACCAGGCUGCCUGUCACUCGUCAUCGCUUUUGUCUUGUUGCUUUUAAUUCUGUAGGUCUUGCGUAAAAAAAUUUUGAAAUUUUAGAUGCAACUAUGGGAACCCUGGUAUAUUAUUCUGCAGCAGUGCAGCGUCGUACUUGUGCGCAAGGGUAACGUGCGAAGAAAUCUUUUUCUUGAAGGCGCGUUUCAUUCUCGGCUUAUAUUGAGUACCGUGUGGAUCCUCACGAGUCCGUGCUUAUACAUUAACCAGAGGCCAUAAAUAGUUCGCGGAGUCUCAAUAUCUGGCGCGGUCCUCCGUGCUACUUUUUCAGGUAUAUCGAACGCUGGUCUUAAUACAGUGCAAGUCGCGUUUAACAGCGAAGAAGUUUACAUAGCUUCCCGAGCAGCUGGCAUGACGGUUACCUAUGCUAUAGCGGGUCUUGUCUAAUAUAACAGUGGGCAUCGACGUACCCGGAAAUGCAACAUAAGAUUUGUAUUCAGGCAUUUGUUCACUCGAAACCUGCAGCCCAAUGCUUGGCAUUCGUUAGAAGAUCAGUAUUUUUUUAGGCGCAUUCGACCGUUCAAAGGGUCAACCUUACUUCCACCAGUACCCCCCCCCCCCACCCCGCCCACCCAUCCUUUAUCAUUACUUCUGCGCCACCCUACCGCACCCGCAAGAAACAAAAACAAAAACACUACUUAGUACAAAUACCAAUCAGCACAUAUGUCACAUUACGUAUCUGGAACGUUCAUUGCCAGUAGGUGUUUGUUAGUGAACUUAAAGGGAGCCCUUGCUUCACUGAGUUAUGGUUGUAGUCCCAUUUGCGAUUGUCGCAAGAGACCACUUAUUCAUGAACGACCGACACUGCAAUAUUGGUAUAUUCGGCCCUGCCCAGCUCUUGCUGUCAAGUCGCUUAACUUGCUGCAACCUGCCGCGCAGUAGAUCAACGUCUAGUCCUUUCAUAAGAUCGAUUGCGUCGUCGAGUGCUUUUUUUUUACAUAUUGUAUAAACCUGUAAUAGAUUGUACAGUAGAAGUGCUAAAUAAAAGACACAAGCCAAGGGCGUGAUUCUUCUUAA
This is a messenger RNA of Rhipicephalus sanguineus (brown dog tick), 4450 nucleotides long. Its product is annotated as solute carrier family 12 member 1. NCBI's taxonomy places the organism in Eukaryota, Metazoa, Arthropoda, Arachnida, Ixodida, Ixodidae. The record is from RefSeq and is a predicted model, not a curated record. Gene Ontology annotation, molecular function: sodium:potassium:chloride symporter activity. The coding region runs from base 122 to 3028 and encodes 968 amino acids. Gene Ontology annotation, biological process: potassium ion homeostasis; chloride transmembrane transport; cell volume homeostasis. The transcript is spliced from 23 exons. Gene Ontology annotation, cellular component: membrane.